Molecule: messenger RNA, 3238 nt
Organism: Oreochromis niloticus (Nile tilapia)
Lineage: Eukaryota; Metazoa; Chordata; Actinopteri; Cichliformes; Cichlidae
Product: neurexophilin-1
Exons: 2
Coding region: 734-1540 (268 amino acids)
Molecular function (GO): signaling receptor binding
Source: RefSeq, a predicted model, not a curated record
AUUGAAUUAAGAUCUACAAGAGACAAACAGCAAACACUUUAAGUUUAAUUUCCCAACAAAAAUAGCACAAAUCCAACUUUCACUCCAUAGUUCUCCACCUGCAGCGUCUUCCUUUAUGUUUAACUUGAAGGCCAUGAAAUUGUUGACGUGACUGAUAAGACUGUGUGAACACUGAGCUGAUUUAGGUUAUUCUAUAUGAGAGAUUUCUGUGUUUAGAUUUAGUUAUAGCGCAUGUUCCUGCACAAAGAAAUAAAUAUGAAUUUGUGGUUAUUAACGUAUUUCUACUGCAAAGCAUCAUCGUUGCAGUUUAUCACACAACCACAAGAUGCCAGUAUCACAUUGUCUUGGAUCAGGUUAGUAAAAAAAAUACAUUUUAUGAAAGUGUUGAUUAGUUAUAUUUUAUUCCUCGCACCAAGAUGCAAGAAGAUUUUCAGUCAGAGAAAGAAGUGGCGGGGACCACGGGCGGACAGAAACAGUGUGAUGCUGUAGUCAGUGCAUAUUCUAAACAGAAGGGUGUGUGUUUAUGUGUGUGAAAGGGGGAGUGAGUGAGAGAGAGAGAGAGCAAAACUGGGUGUCAAAAUCUUGAGCUCUGGGAAAGCCUCCCAGUCUGUGUGCUGUGUGGGGAAGCAGCAGCACAGUGAAGGUUUCCAUUUGGGAGAGUGUUUAAGGAAUUACCAAAAGUUCACUUUGCCUGAAUGACGCAGCAGUGGAUGGCUCGUGAAGGUUAUGCACAAUGGAGAUGUUCGCCUGUCAGUGCUUUGCUUGGAUACUUUUGAAAGGAACCAUAUGUCUGUUGGUUCUUGGACCACACCAGACACACAGCAACUUUACCUUCACCAAGAGAGCACCGCCUCAUCCCAGCAGAGCCCACGAGAUUUCUUCACAGCAGAAGAACUCUGUGUUUCAGUCCAGGAGUCUAACUCAGCACACCAAGCUGUCCCGUAACCCCUUCGUCCCUCUUUCAAAGCAGGGAUUUUGGGAAAUACUUGGAGGAAACUCGCAGCUGCACUCCAACCCAUCAUUAAAGAUAAAGCUUCAGCCCAUCAUGAAAGUUCAUGGAACAUCUAAAUGGUCCGGGACGUUCAUCUGGGGGGACUUUUAUUCAAAUAUAAAGACAGUCAAAUUGAAUUUGCUGAUAUUGGGGAAGAUUGUGGAUCAUGGUAACGGGUCUCUCGGCGUCUUCUUCCGCCACAACUCCACGGGGGUAGGCAACGUGUCCGUCAGCCUCGUGCCACCGACGAAAGAGGUGGAGUUCGACUUGGAGCGCCAAAGCGUGAUCCACCCCAAAGAUUCAAAGACGUUCAACUGCAGAGUGGACUCCGAGAAAACCGAACGCAACAAGAAGGUGAUGCUGUGCAACUACGACCCAUCAAAGACAUGUGAUCAGGAGCACACCCAGAGCCACGUCACCUGGAUGUGCUCCAGACCUUUCCAGGUCAUCUGCAUCUACGUGUCUUUCUACAGCACAGACUACAGACUGGUUCAGAAAGUCUGCCCGGACUAUAGCCUGCAGAGUCCAGCCUACCUGCCCGCAGGUUAAAGGACACUGAAGAGUGAUGUCUCAGCAAGCCUGCAUAGAAAAAUCCAGUUAGUGCAGCUAUGAGCCAGUUUGAUGGAUCAUUUUGGAGGUUCUUGAAGAAAUUUGUUUGAAAAAUUUCACUUUAGUUUCUAUGUUUUUAGUGCAAAGAAAUUGCCUGCUUUAAGAAUUUUAGAUCAUGUAACAAAAAAAGAUCAUGGUGCAACUAAAAGUUGCUUUCUUAAUUAUUCCAUUGAAUAUAUGGUUUUAUGAAACCACAGUGUUAUGAAAAUACUCACAAAAAUCUUGAUAUUUGUUCUUUUUCUGAACUGUAGUUACCAACACAAAAGGCUGUGUUAUUACUCAGCAGAUUAAUCAGCUAUUCCCUUCAUGUUUCUUUGGUUAAAGUAGACAAUGGUAGGUUUUUGGGUUCAUAAAAGCCAAGGUAUAGUCAUGCUUGAAUGUUCUUGUAUGCUGAAGCUGCAGGACCAUAAAUACUUGUGGCUCUGCAAAUCAGUCCUUCAAAAUUAUUUUCAUGCCACUGUCAUUUUUUCUGAAAUAAAGAAUUUCAUUUCUUUUCCUGUAAUAAUUAGAAUGUAUCCAUCCUCGCACUGUACUUACAAAUGCAUGACGUCUGUGACGGUUAACACUUACUUUGCUUUUCCCUUUUCAUGUUUUUCUUUAUAUCUGCACUGUAUUUUGCACAGUAAAAUAAAAACAGCAUUAAAAAUAAGAGAAAACUCCAACACGUGAUGAUCUUUGGGGAAAACCGCUGAGUUCAGGCAGCACAGAGUGACCUGUGAAACCACCUGGGGCUGCUUUAUAAGAAAGCUCACAGCCUGAUUUCUUGGUAGAAAGCUGAAGGGAGAUGUUUAUUCAUGAUUCUUGAUAUGAACUACCACUCAGAAGAGCUGCAGGCUAUAAAAGAUGAAGCACACAGGUUUAAGCUUUGUGUUAUUCAAAUACAUCUUGCUUUGCUUUGUUAAGAAAGUAUGCUUGUCGUUGCCCACACGUUCAUGUUCACGUUAUCUUUGAACAGCUGGCAGGUUAAACAGGCAUGUCAGACUGUCUUUGGAUAAACCUCAGUAUUGUAUCCUUGUUAAACUGUGUCUGCAGUUUAAACCCAGAGUGGCUCCGAGUAAAACUAAGGUGCACGCGAGAGUGCAGGGGUAUGGGUCAGGAAACUGCUCAGGAGGCGCAAUUAAACACAUCUGCUCGAUCGCUGCACUCGACGCACUGGCAACUAACCUUUUCUGCCGGGUGGAUGGAUGUUUAAUGACCCAGACACAGGCUGCUAACUCGAUUACGUAGGUGACAGAGGUUAAAGACACCCCUCACCAUCCACCGCUGUUUCCGAAACAGCGGGGAGAACGCUUCUGUCAACAGCUGCAAGUGCAGUCAACCAUAUUACUGAGUCUCAGCAUCCUAUGCAGCAUAUUGCUUUUUAUAAAUUAGCAAGGACAGAGUGGUGGGAGGACCAUCCACUACCUAAAAACAUGUUUAAGGAUUAUGCAGACAUUUGAUUUCAGCUUCUCUGCAGGCCGGCACCAGGAAGUUUUCAGUUAAGGGAAAACAAUAUGUGGAAAAAAUGUCCAAUGAGAGGUUCGUGCUAUUUGUACCAUUUCUAUAAUUGAUGUGCUAAUAAAGGUACUAUUGAAGGUACUUAUAAGCAGUACCUUAUAUUUCAUUGGUAAGUCAUGACCUUGUAUGCAAACUCUUCCU